Phyllostomus discolor (pale spear-nosed bat) is the source of this 2395-nucleotide messenger RNA. It is a transcript of the gene GJD4, whose product is annotated as gap junction protein delta 4. Gene Ontology annotation, biological process: cell communication. Gene Ontology annotation, cellular component: connexin complex. The record is from RefSeq and is a predicted model, not a curated record. The coding region runs from base 591 to 1661 and encodes 356 amino acids. The transcript has 2 exons. NCBI's taxonomy places the organism in Eukaryota, Metazoa, Chordata, Mammalia, Chiroptera, Phyllostomidae.
CUUAAAAUAAAAUUUUCCAACUCUUGAGUCCCCUAUCUUGAGGACAAGAGCCUUUUGGGUUAUAAUGAGUCAUGCUUCAUAGAGAAGGCAGAAUUUGAACAUUUUCGUGUUUCUUUAACAAGUGAAGUGGUAUGGAAUUGUUUUCAAAGAGAAAACACCUUUAUUUAAUAAAGAAUUUACUUGGCUAGUUAACAAAACUGUUCUUUCUUGUGCUAAAUAUAAUCACUUCUAUUAUAUAUCCUGAAGCCUCUGUCUCUCCUGGCUGAGACAUGUGAGCACUGCCAGGAACCUGGAAUGUCCCAGGAGGGUAAGAAUAGCCCACAAUGAGAAAUGACUCCUGCUGUCUUCUGGUCACUGCAGUUGUCAGGAACUCUGCCUUAGAGGUGAACAGCUUGGGGGCGUCUCAACUUGGAGACAGAAAAACUGACCUCUUGCUCCUGGGCUCAAUUCUUUCCUUUUAUAUUUCCAGCUCUCAUUUUUAAGCCUCUUGUAGCUAACAUACAUUUAUUUCUGCAAAGAUUUACCACCUCCUUGGAGAUCACAGGCUUUUGAUAUCUCCAGCAGCCUUGAGUCUGUGACAUUUUGGAAGCAUGGACCAUUGGGACUUGCUAGGGUUCCUCAUUAUCACGUUAAACUGCAAUGUGACCAUUGUGGGGAAGAUCUGGCUUAUCUUCAUGAUCCUGCUGAGGAUGGUGGUCAUCAUUGUGGCGGGGUCCCCUGUCUACCAGGAUGAGCAGGAGAGGUUUGUGUGUAACACCCUGCAGCUAGGGUGUGCCAAUGUCUGUUAUGACAUCUUCUCUCCCGUGUCCCACCUGCGCUUCUGGCUAGUCCAAAGCGUGUCUGCCCUCCUCCCUUCUGCGGUUUUCGGUAUUUACGUCCUGCACAAAGUAUCCGAGCUCGCUGUCUGGGGCCCCUGCAGGCCAGGUGGCGGUCCCGGGGACCAGAAUCCCGCUGACCUGAGCCCUGAGGAUCGGUGCUGCUCGCUGCCCUGCAGGGAGGGGCGCAGCCUGGUGGUGCCAGAUUUCUCCUCGGGCUAUAUUGUGCAGCUCUGUCUGCGGACUUUGGCAGAAAUAGCUUUCGGGGCCUUGCAUUACCUCCUCUUCGGAUUCUCGGUCCCCAAUAGAUUCUCCUGCACCCAUGUUUCUUGCUCUGGCACGGUGGACUGCUACGUCUCUCGGCCCACGGAGAAGUCCACACUGAUGCUCUUCCUCUGGGCACUCAGCGCUCUCUCGGUGCUGCUCAGCGUGACUGACCUGCUCUGCAGUCUGCACCGAAGAACGCGCAGGUGGCCGGGCACAGCCAGGGGCCGCCGGGGAUCCGGGGAAGAAAGUGCGGCUCCUGAGCACCCUGGCCAGGGGACCGGAGGGCACGAUGCCCACAGCCCCGGUAGUCAGACCGGUGUGUCAGGGCGGGUGGAGCUUCCAGAUGAGGAUGAGACUGAGGGGUUAUCCUUAGCUAACGACAGGCUGCCCAGGGCUUGCACAGAGCCUGGGGGCAGACCCCGCACAUUAGCCCCUCAGAAGCCCCAAAGUGAAGAUCCCUUAAUGCUCCUCAGCCUGCUGGCCCGGCCCCGCCCAUCCAUUCCGCAGCAACCCCCCGCCCUCCGGGCUGGCUCUGGAAGGGCCCCACUCCCGGAGACCAGAAGGUCUGAGUGGGUGUGAAGAGGUCAGUUGGGCAGUGCAGUGACUGAGAGAAGAUGCAGACCCGGAUGUGCAGCAUCACUUUGGCACAUGGGAAACCUUCAAGUUCCUGGAGAAUAUCGACAGUCAAGAAGGCCAUCUUGCCUGCCACAAGUGGCUUCAGACUGAAAGCUACGAUGAUUAAUUGACGAGAAUCAGGUUACUACUGAUCAUCUUACGCUCUUGAUUGGUCUAUUGUCUUAUUCUUUACCAUGGUAUGUGCUUUAUGUAAAGCAUUUACCUUACAUUAGUAGAGCUCAUUAUUGUUCUAAUGUUUUCUGGUGAAUUAUUAUGAGGGUUCAUUUUGCUUGUUUUUUCUGCUUUGAUAAAACAGGUAUCUUAUGCAUGCAAUCAAUAGAGUCAGUAGGGAGACAUUAGUUUAACUUUUCCAACCCCCUUUAAUAAAAUUAAUGCUGAUUGUGAUAUCCCACUACAUACUUCAUUGUGUUAUGGGAGAAAUGACAAAUGCAGAAAAUAUGACUGGUAAACAAUUGGGGCCUUUUGGGCAUCUUUGAUGGUUAUUGCAUUCAGGUGGAAGUUGCACAGGCUAUGGGUGGACCCUGACUUGUUUGUUGUUUCUGAGUGUGUCUCUGAGUAGUUGUCUUCACUGAGGAAAGGGAAGUGAGUGGCCCUUGAGCUAUCCAAUGCUUUCCAGUCUGGGUUUUGCCUGUGUCCUUGAGAGAGUUGUGCAGUUCAGGUUGCCCUGAGAGACCUCA